This is a messenger RNA of Corythoichthys intestinalis (scribbled pipefish), 7488 nucleotides long. RefSeq names its product tight junction protein 1b (gene tjp1b). The record is from RefSeq and is a predicted model, not a curated record. NCBI's taxonomy places the organism in Eukaryota, Metazoa, Chordata, Actinopteri, Syngnathiformes, Syngnathidae. Gene Ontology annotation, molecular function: cell adhesion molecule binding. Gene Ontology annotation, cellular component: plasma membrane; bicellular tight junction. Bases 94 to 6033 code for a protein of 1979 amino acids. Gene Ontology annotation, biological process: positive regulation of blood-brain barrier permeability; cell-cell junction organization; establishment of endothelial intestinal barrier. The transcript is spliced from 31 exons.
CUGUCCAGAUUGUCUCGCCUUCACUCAGACGACAACAACAACAAAGAGUGCUUCUACGAACCCGGUGGCGCGGUGGAUUCUCUGGCAUGAAAUAUGCACCUUCCUUCCUUUGGGAAGUGCGCUGACCGAGCUGUGGAAGAAGUGUUGGAGGGCCUGCUCAACUUGAAGAUGUUUGGCAGUGGGAAGAAGAAGUGGUUCGUGAGGAAGCACAAGAGGCAGUACCAGCAGCAGCAGAGGUCCACCAGGAGGCCGUGCACUAAACACAAGAAGCGCUGGGCUGCCCAGCUCCUCCAGCAGCACAGGCAGAAACUCCUGAGCGAGCUGGAUGUCAACGCCGUGCUCCCUUACCUGGUAUACGACAAGGUCUUCUCGCUAGGGGAGUACAAGGAAAUCCUGGGACAAGAGUCCAACAAGAGGCGCGCAGAAAUAUUUCUGGACUGCCUGUCUUCUAAAGGACCUGCUGCGUUCUGCUCCUUCUGCUCAGUACUGGAGGAGGUGUGCCCACACCUGCUUACCUGGUUUCUCUUGGAUGGAGAUGGUGGUGCUAUUGGCGAAGGAAACAAAGAGGAGGUUCCCAUGCUCCCAAACACUUCUGGAGAGGAACCUCUGUGCCCUCCUCCAGUGUACACUGACCCAGUGUUUGACUCGAGGAUACACCCCAGUCCGACCGCUGGCUCCGUUACAGCUGCCUCCUCUGCGAGCACUGUCCAGGGCAAGCCAUCACUCCGCCGUAUAAAGGGCCGAAUUCACAGGAGCAAGAGCCUGGACAGCAUUGACCUCAUGGACUCCAAUAGCGCAGCAAUGGAGGAGACUGUCAUUUGGGAACAGCACACUGUAACACUCCACAGGGCACCAGGGUUUGGCUUCGGGAUAGCCAUAUCAGGAGGCCGAGAUAACCCUCAUUUUCAAAGUGGCGAGACCUCCAUCGUCAUCUCAGAUGUGCUAAAAGGUGGCCCAGCUGAAGGCCUACUGCAGGAAAAUGACAGAGUGGUCAUGGUCAAUGCUGUUUCCAUGGAUAAUGUGGAGCAUGCAUAUGCAGUCCAGCAGCUCCGUAAAAGCGGGAAAAUUGCCAAAAUUACAAUCAGACGGAAGAGGAAGGUGCACGUCCCCAUGGGUCGUCUCGGGGAACGGGAAACCAUGUCGGAACACGACGAGGAGGAGGACAGCUACGACGAAGAGAUAUACGAGACGCGGAGCGGACGUAGUGGCGCGUACAGCGGCAUGGGUGGAGCCAUGGGUAGGCGCAGCGGUAGGAGCUGUGGCCGAAGGGAGCGUGAACGUGAACGCAGCGGCUCACGGGAGAGGAGUCUCUCGCCACGUUUGGAUCGCCGCUCACAUAACCUGCCCCCUCGGCCUGCUAAAGUCACGUUAGUCAAAUCGCGCAAAAAUGAAGCAGAAUAUGGCCUGCGCUUGGCCAGCCACAUCUUCGUCAAGGACAUCUCCCCCGAGAGCCUCGCAGCCAGGGAUGGAAACAUCCAGGAGGGGGAUGUUGUACUGAAGAUCAACGGCACAGUGACGGAGAACCUCUCCUUGAUUGAUGCCAAGAAGCUGAUAGAAAGGUCAAAGGGCAAGCUAAAAAUGGUUGUUCAGAGGGACGACAGGGCGACUUUGCUGAACAUCCCUGACCUUGAUGACAGCAUUCCUUCAGCCAACGCCUCUGACAGAGAUGACAUUUCAGAUAUCCAUUCUCUUGCAUCAGACCAUUCCAAUCGAUCGCAUGACAGACUUAGAAGCAGCCGCUCCCGCUCUCCGGACAGACGAUCGGAACCCUCUGAGCACUCCAGACAUUCGCCACCUCAAAUAAGCAAUGGCAGUUGGAGAAUACCUCACAGAAGUCGAGAUGAGGAGAGGAUAUCAAAAGGGGCUUCAACACCAGCAAAGCUUCCAGAGGAAGUUCCUCUACCCAAACCGAAAGAACCUGUUCUUGUUAGAGACGAGAAACAACUCCCACCGCUCCCAGAGCCGAAGCCAGUGUAUGCCCAGCCUGGUCAACCUGAUGUGGACCUGCCCGUCAGCCCAUCUGAUGCCCCCGUGCCAAGUGUUGCUCACGAUGACAGCAUUCUUCGGCCAAGCAUGAAACUGGUAAAGUUCAAAAAGGGUGAGAGUGUGGGACUGCGGCUGGCAGGAGGGAAUGAUGUUGGCAUCUUUGUUGCUGGAGUGCUGGAGGAUAGCCCAGCUGCAAAGGAGGGCCUGGAGGAGGGUGAUCAAAUUCUCAGGGUAAACAACGUCGAUUUUGCAAACAUUAUCCGAGAGGAGGCAGUGCUGUUCCUCCUUGAUCUUCCUAAAGGUGAAGAGGUCACCAUUUUGGCUCAGAAGAAGAAAGAUGUUUAUCGGCGGAUUGUGGAGUCUGACGUGGGUGACUCCUUUUAUAUCCGGACCCACUUUGAGUAUGAGAAGGAAUCUCCAUACGGGUUAAGCUUUAACAAGGGCGAAGUGUUCCGUGUGGUGGAUACACUCUACAAUGGCAAGUUGGGUUCCUGGCUUGCUAUUCGCAUUGGCAAGAACCAUCAGGAGGUGGAGAGGGGCAUCAUCCCCAACAAAAACAGAGCGGAGCAGCUCUCCAGCGUGCAAUAUACACUCCCCAAAACAGCCGGGGGCGACAGGGCAGACUUCUGGAGGUUCCGGGGUCUUCGCAGUUCAAAGAGGAACCUCAGGAAAAGCAGAGAAGAUCUUUCUUCACAGCCGGUGCAGACAAAGUUCCCAGCCUAUGAGAGAGUUGUAUUGCGAGAAGCUGGUUUCCUACGACCUGUGGUCAUAUUUGGACCUAUUGCUGACGUUGCGCGUGAAAAACUCUCUAGAGAAGAGCCAGAUCUUUUUGAGCUUGCAAAGAGUGAGCCCAGAGAUGCAGGAACAGACCAGAGAAGUUCAGGAAUCAUACGUCUUCACACCAUCAAACAAAUCAUAGAUAGAGACAAACACGCUGUGCUGGACAUCACCCCAAAUGCGGUGGACAGACUAAACUAUGCUCAGUGGUACCCAAUCGUAGUCUUCCUAAAUCCCGACAACAAGCAGGGUGUGAAGAACAUGAGGACAAGGUUGUGUCCAGAAUCCAGGAAAAGUGCCAGGAAACUGUAUGAGCGAGCCAUCAAACUGAGGAAGAACAAUCAUCACCUGUUCACAACCACCAUUAACUUGAACAAUAUGAAUGACGGUUGGUACGGUGCUCUUAAAGAGACAAUCCAGCAGCAACAGAACCAGCUGGUGUGGGUGUCUGAGGGAAAGAUCGAUGUAUCAUUACACCCCUACAAAGCAGGGCGAGUCGUGAUCCAGAGAAUGGUUUCUCCUCAGGCGGAUGGCACAACAGAAGACGACCUGGAUAUCCACGACGACCGUCUGUCUUACCUGUCGGCGCCAGGUAGCGAGUACUCCAUGUAUAGCACCGACAGCCGCCACACGUCAGACUACGAGGACACAGACACAGAGGGUGGAGCGUACACGGACCAGGAGCUGGACGAGACCCUAAAUGACGAGGUCGGUCUGCCGACAGAGCCUGCCAUCACUCGGUCUUCUGAACCUGUGAGGGAAGACCCACCCGUCAUUCAGGACACCCCUGGUUACCCUGGAUACCAGCACCCUGUGCCGUCUGACCCGGCUAAUCGGAUAGACUCCACUGGCUUCAAGUUGCCAUCCCCGCAGCAGCAAGAGGAGGCUUCUCUGCCUGCAGCGGCGGUAGCGCCCCCUGCUGUUGAUCAGCCUGUACCGCUAGAGGCUUUGCAGCUCGAGGAGCCCCCCGCUGCAGCCGUAGCUCCUCAGGCUGACUCUCUUAGCAGCCCCAGCCCUGCCCCUGAGCUUAUUCAUCCCCCUCCACCACCAUAUGAACCCCACCCGGCUGGACCACCCGGUCCAGAAGCAAAGAUGUACAAGAAAGAUCUAUAUAAUAUGGACGAUCCUGUGCAGAUGAACCACGGAAUGAAGCAGUCAAUGAGCUACAGUCACCAGCCGCUGUACCAGGACAAGCAGCCAUACCGAGAAUACGACCACGCGCCUUACGGUUACGACAGGGGCGGCUACCCGGAACCAAAGUCUCACAACGCUGACCCUCACGUGCACUACGAGAACCGUGUGCCUCAUUAUAACGAGCAGUGGUCCCCCUACGACCAGCAGACCUCGCCCUCCCAGCCCGGCCACCAGCAACCUGUCGGCUACAACCUCCGAACGUACGAGGAUGGGCCCGGGAGGGACUACAGCCCGCCUCGGCCUCGAUACGAAGACCCGCUACCUGUGGGAUACGGGCCGCGCCACAGUAAACCCAUCCGUUACGAUGAACUGCCUCCGCCGCCGCUCCCCGCAAACUACGAUGCCCGCUCUCCUUAUGAGGCGGACAGUCACAACUUUCCCGUGGAAUCUCCAGAACCACCCAAGCAGUACUAUGGCGACUCCGCUCCAAGGCCUUCCUACAUGACGGGGCCUCAUCGGAGCGUCAAGGCAGGGAUGCACGAACCCACCCUAAACUCUGAACCUCCUAUUCUCCCACCUAAAACAGAGACACUCACGUCCCCAAGUGAGUCAGCAGGCACUCCUGGAUCAAAGACGUUGUCGCCUCUCCAACGGGAAGAGCUGGACGAAGACCCAGCCAUGAAACCGCAGUCGGUGCUCAACAGAGUAAAGAUGUUUGAAAAUAAACGUUCAGUUUCCAUGGACCGGGCAAAGGAAGGCGAAUCCUCCGUUCUCAGGCCAGCAGAUGUUCCCAAACCUUCAAGUGCACCUGGUCCUGUCCUCAAGGCAAAUUCCCUCAGCAACUUGGAGCAAGAAAGGCCCUCUUACAGGGCUCCUGAGCCCCAGAGGCCUCACACAAAACCGCUCGAUGACAUCAUGCGUAGCAAUCAUUAUGACCCGGAGGAGGACGAGGAGUAUUACAGGAAACAGUUGUCCUACUUUGAUCGUCGAAGCUUUGACAGCAAAACGGCGGGCCAACCCAAUCCUGGCAUGAACCGCUUCCACGAGCUGGCCAAACCAGCUCAACUGUCAUACCCGUACAACAGAGUGGAAUCUGUUGAGAAAGUGAGUCCAGGGGAGAAGCGAUUUGAUCUUCUACCUCAGAUUAGCCCAUCUUUUCAGUACGGACCUCCCGGUUCUGCCAUCCCUCCCAAUACACUGCCCAAACUCAGCCCGACUGAUGUGAAUUCCAUCCCUGAGCCGCUGACCUCGCCCAAUCCCAAAACCGAUCUGGCAGCCCUCCGACCUGUCAGCCGGGACGAAGCCACCCCUGUGAGCUACCCGCCCCCGAGGCCUCUCCCCGACAAGUCCCCUGUCAACGGCACGGAUGUUGCGCCCCAGAAAAGCGUGGCCGCUCCAUUUCCCAGCGGUUACAACCGCUACGUCCCCAAACCGUACACCAGCUCGGCACGGCCAUUCGAGCGCAAGUUUGAGAGCCCUAAGUUCAACCACAACCUGCUGCCCAACGACACGCAAGUAAAAAUGGAGCUCCCCGGCGUGCCGAACAACGGGAAGCUGCAGCUGUCACCUCAGCUGCCAGACCACGACAGCGGCCUGGACACCUUCACCCGCACUGUGGACAAUAGGCCUAAAUACCAGCACAAUAACAUCAACGCCAUCCCCAAAGCCAUUCCUGUCAGCCCCGGCGCACUGGACGAUGACGACGAGGACGAAGGACACACGGUGGUGGCCUCCGCCCGAGGUGUCUUCAACUGCAACGGGGGUGUCCUGAGCUCCAUCGAGACUGGCGUCAGCAUCAUCAUCCCACAGGGCGCCGUCCCGGAGAAUGUGGAGCAGGAGAUCUACUUCAAAGUGUGCCGCGACAACAGCAUUCUGCCCCCCCUCGACAAGGAGAAAGGAGAAACGCUGCUAAGUCCGCUGGUGAUGUGUGGCCCCCACGGCCUGAAGUUCCUAAAGCCGGUGGAGCUGCGCUUACCUCACUGUGCAUCCAUGACCCCUGAUGGUUGGUCUUUUGCUCUAAAAUCCUCCGACUCCUCGUCGGGUGACCCAAAAGGAUGGCAAAACAAAUCCCUCCCAGGCGAUCCAAACUACCUUGUGGGUGCAAACUGUGUUUCUGUGCUCAUCGACCACUUCUGAAGAGAGCGACAGCUGGUCUGUUACUGAACGCCGCCGAAAUGGGCGGGGUUUGUUUACCGGCCAACCCCUUCCUCGCCCCCCUCCCUUUAAAAAGAAAAAACACCGUGAAAAGUGUCAGCAGAGUCCAGGCGUUCUUUUUUGGGUUAUUUCUCGGUGCUUUGAAAGCUUGCAAAAAAAAUGUUUUUGGGACUGAAAUGAGAGUGCAUGACAGUGCCACAGACUGAGUAAAUCCCAUCUUGAUAUUUUUAAGAGACUUUUUGUAAAUUGUCAGUAAAAUUUGAGGGAAUAAUAUAUGAUAUUCCUGAGGAUUUUUUGUUUUAAAAAAAAAAAAAUGAAAAAAAAUGAAAACUCCCAAAGGGUAUAGAGCUGGUGUUUGUUUGCCACUGAGGAUCUCGGAGGCUUAAAACUACGAGGACAGAAAAUGUCGCAUCAAGAGUUUUACUUUGUUUUUUGUAGCCAAUUUUUUUCUGGUAUCUAAUACUGACAAACUUCUGCUGUCUCGAGAUCUAUGCAUGUGCUACGACUCAGGUCCAGAUGCCUGCUACCACUUCUACACAUGAGAAUCUCGUCCAACACUGCGAGCAGUGAUGCCUUAUCUGCAUAUAUAUAGAAAUAUAUAUACGUAUAUAUAUAUAUAUAGAGAGAGAGAGAGAGAGAGAGAGAGAAACUUUCUCUAAAAGUUCUCUGCUUUUUUUUUUUUUUUUUUCCGUCUCUGAAACCCAACAUGGAUCCUAGCACACGUGAAAACUAAACUGAAGAAACAAAAGGUCUGCUUUCUUUUCUUGCUAUGCAUACGAUUCUACGAAGCGUGACGAAAAGGACGUUGUUGCUGUACAUACUGCUAGCAUAUGGCCUUGGUUCUCUGUAAAUCAACUUUUGUAUAUCCCGAUUUGUAUUAAAAAGGACAAAAAGUUGUUAAAAAAAAAAGGUGCAAAGAAAGCAAAGUGGUUAGUUAAAUUGUUUGUAUUCCGGUUCAAAACCUUGAGCCUCGGAAAUGACGUAAGCAGUAAUAAGUUUGACUUUUCUACAAACUGCAUAAAUAAAAUACGUAAGGCAUUUUUAACCGAAUGAAAAGUUUUUAUUCUUCUUUACAAAAAAAACAAAAAACACAAGUGCUUGGUUUAAAUGGUUUUAAAAGAUGCGUUCAAUGGGGUUCAACAACAACUGGUCCCUUCCUUUAUUUGUGAUACUGGAUGUUUUAUUGUGUGCCCUGAAAUGUAUUUUUGUACUAAUAGACGAUUUAUUAUGGCACAGCAGUCCUAUUUUCUUUUGAUAUGAUAACACUUCAGUGCUUCAAAGCGACAGUUUAUUUCCCAAUGUGUCAAAGUUCUUUUUAUUUAUUUGAAUUUGGUUUUGUUUGUUUGAAAUGUCCCUCUCUUCUGCAACACUUUUUUUUUUUUUUUUUUUUUAAUGUAUACCACUGUAUUAAUAAAUCAUUUUUAACGUAAACUACUC